AUGAAUAGCCUAUUCGAUGAACUCUUGCAAGAAAUCUUCCUAAAACUUCCAUCUUCUUCUUCCUCUUCAAUCUCCCUUGUUUCAAAGCGAUGGCUUCAUCUCUACCGUUCAUCUAAACUCACCCUUUCCCUUCGUUUCAACAACCCUCAUCAUCACUUCUUCUCUUUCAUCUCUCUCCUCAAUCAACACUCUUCUCUCUCUUCUCUCUCUCUCAUCCUUCUUUCAUCUUCCACCACCCCAACAACAUCCCUUCUUCUCUCUGCUAUUUCCUCUUGUUCUUCUUCCUCCAAGCUUGUCUCUCUCAAUUUCUUGCCUGCUCCUGUUCCUCUCUCUUCCAUCGUUACUCUCUCAAACUCUUGUACCCGAUUGACCUCCCUUUCUAUUACCCUUUCAACACCUAUUUUCCUCAAUUGGGUUUUGUGUUUUCCUUGUUUAAAACAAUUGUCAAUUGUUUUCUCUUAUGACGACCAUCAUGAUGAUGCCUGUUGUUCUGAGGAGGGUAUUCAACAAAUUGAGCUUAAAACUUGUAGGACUGUGGUUGAUGGAAUUCUCUUGGAAAUUGCACAACAUUGUAGCUCAUUGGAAUCACUUUUGGUUCAUGAUGGUGGUAGCAGACAGGCUUUGCUACAUUUCUUUUCUAGUUGCACCUCUAAUUAUUUGCAUAAACUUGAUUUUCGUUUGCCUAUGGACCUUCAAAACAAUCAUUUUUUUGUUAUGGCUAUCAAUUUCAGAGGCCUUUCGUGUCUUAGGCUUCAAAGUUGUUGUCUUGUAACUGGGGAAGGGCUUAAGGCUCUUGGUAUGGCACUGAGUAAUGGUCUUGAAGAACUGGCACUCAUAAACUGUCAUGUGGUUGAAAGGGAGAAAGGAUUGCUUGCAACUUUGGGUCAACAUUUUAGGCAAUUGAGGAAACUAGAUUUGUCUCAUAAUGAAAUGUUGUUUGAUAAGGAUUUCAUUUCGAUGUUGGUUUCUUGCAUUCAUUUGAUUGAUUUGAAGUCGGAUGCUAUUGAACUAUUUGUCAAGAAUUGUUCCAGUUUGAAAAGAUUGGAGGUUGAGGGAUGUAAGCUCUCUGAUGCUGCACAAAUCUGGGCAUCGGAUAAAUUUAUUGAAAUUGUAUAA
Molecule: messenger RNA, 1116 nt
Organism: Vicia faba (fava bean)
Lineage: Eukaryota; Viridiplantae; Streptophyta; Magnoliopsida; Fabales; Fabaceae
Source: the annotation of a GenBank genome assembly